GCCCAGAGGGUGAGUGCCAUUUGUGGAUUGGGAAAGGGUUAAAGAGUUGCCAUUUGUUGUUGCUGCUGCUGUGCCUCUGUCCCUUCUCGGGGUUUUCGCUGCAGCACCAGGGCCCGAAGCGUUUCGACCUCCUUCGUGCUGGUGCUGGUGUUGGAGUAUUUGCCUUCUGCACACCCCAGCCCCCCGAAUUCCUAGAGAAAGGAUUAUUGGCAUCAAGCCAUUUCUCCCCUGGCGGAACUCGCAGCGACCAUUGCAUUAGAGUUGAUGUAAAAAUAGUGCGAGCAACUGAGAGGCUCUGGUGUUGGAGGGGUUCGGGAGCAUUGCUUCUUUAUGCUGCAUUCUCUUUCUCUCAAACUUGCACAAGUAACCUAAGCUCGAACUCUUCACUUCGAAAUAUAAUCUUUACACGAAUUCUCUGGAGGUGGAAAGAUACCUGGAACUAGUUUUUUUUCCCUUUUGUAAGGGGGAGUAAAUGUAUUUGGUUCCAGUGGAACAGAUCGCUGUUUCUAGCAGGAAUACCGCCAGCGAACCAAGUUUACCCGUGCUUCGUACGACUAAAAAUAAUAUCGCCAGUGACUCCGGUCGAUGGUUGACGCUGUGUGUGGAGCCGGUAACUCUGGCUACGAUGCGAGAUCUUCUGUACGUCUGAUCAAAAUGGAGUAUAAUCUGGGGUUCUGGAAGUCCAUCAGUAAUGGCUUCAGUUCACAAGACGUAUUCCAUGAUGUUGCAACAUCUGUCUCCCCCACCUUCACCCAUCAUUUUGCAUACCGUCGGGAAUCUGAGGAGGGCAAAUUGGCAGAUGCCAACAAAGCAGGAGGCACUAUACGGGUUUACUUGCCAAACAAGCAACGCACAGUGGUGAGUGUGCGACCGGGUAUGACUGUACAAGACAGUCUCAAAAAGGCUUUGAAAGUCCGUGGUCUUCAGCCAGAUUGCUGUGCAGUCUUCAGGCUCCCACAAGGAUGCUCGAAGUACCGCAUUGAUUGGACCACUGAUGCAACUUCCUUGAUUGGUGAAGAGCUGCUGGUUGAGGUCCUGGAUCAUCUUCCCUUAACUACUCACAACUUUGUUCGGAAAACCUUUUUGAAGUUGGCGUUCUGUGAUAUCUGUCAGAAAUUCCUAUUGAAUGGGUUUCGGUGUCAGACCUGUGGUUACAAGUUCCACGAGCAUUGUAGCACCAAAAUCCCCACCAUGUGUAUCGACUGGAAUAAUGUUAGAGCUUAUCAAGCUGGCACACCAUACACCAGACUCUUCUCAUCCUCUAACAGUGAUGGAGUUGUGCCUUCUAUUACUCAAAUGACCACACGACGAGUUCGUGAGUCUCUUUCGCGACUUCCUGAGAACUUGCAGUACAGGUAUUCCAGUUCUCAUGCCUUCAACUGUCCCAUGCCUUUCUCGUCUACAGAAGGACAGCUCUGCCAGCGGCAAAGGUCUUCAUCUACGCCCAAUGUCCAUAUGUCCAGCACCAAUAUGCCGAUUGAUAACAGUAUUAUUGAGGAUGCAAUAAGAAGUCACACUCCAAGAACUCCUUCAUCAGCACUGUCAAACAGUCCACCCAGCUCAAGCCCAACACGUGAUUCUAAACAGAAGUCUCCUGUUCAAACUCACAGAGACAGAAGACCAUCAGCAACAUCUGAAGGAACAAAGAAGAUACGACCUCGGGUUCAACGGGAUUCCAGUUACUACUGGGAAAUAAAAGGGGAGGAAGUUGUAUUAUUGAAGAGAAUAGGCUCUGGAUCUUUUGGAACUGUAUUUAAAGGAAAAUGGCAUGGUGAUGUAGCUGUGAAGAUUCUAAAGGUGACUGAUCCAACCCCAGAACAACUCCAGGCUUUUCGGAAUGAAGUUCAGGUUCUAAGGAAAACACGGCACGUAAACAUCUUAUUAUUUAUGGGCUACAUGACAAAGUUUAACCUGGCUAUUGUUACCCAGUGGUGUGAAGGCAGCAGCCUCUACCAACACUUGCACGUCCAGGAAGUCAAGCUGGAGAUGUUUCAGCUGAUUGACAUUGCCCGUCAGGCAGCCCAAGGAAUGGAUUACUUACAUGCAAAGAACAUCAUCCACAGAGACAUGAAGUCAAACAAUAUAUUUCUUCAUGAAGGCCUCACUGUGAAGAUUGGAGAUUUUGGUUUAGCAACUGUGAAAUCACGAUGGAGUGGCUCUCAACAAGUAGGGCAACCAACAGGAUCCAUUCUUUGGAUGGCGCCAGAGGUCAUCCGAAUGGAGGAAAUUAAUCCGUACAGUUUUCAAUCUGAUGUCUAUUCAUAUGGCAUUGUGCUGUUUGAGCUAAUGACAGGAGAGCUGCCAUACUCUCACAUAAACAACCGAGAUCAGAUUAUUUUCAUGGUGGGCAGAGGGUUUUUAACACCCGACCUCAGUAAACUCUACAAAAAUUGCCCAAAAGCAAUGAAGAGACUUGUAGCAAACUGUGUGAACAGGAACAAGGAUGACCGACCUCUCUUUCCUCAGAUUUUAUCUUCUGUUGAAUUAUUACAACAUUCAUUACCCAAAAUCCAUCGUAGUGCUUCAGAACCCUCUCUACAUCGGGCUGCACACACAGAGGACUUAAAUCCUUUAACCUUAACAUCAACGAGAUUGGUUGCUUGCUAACGAUCUUCAGUUGAGAGCAUUGCAGAAAGCUGUGCGAUUAUGUUUUUGUUUGGGUGGUGGAGACAACCGGAUAAUUUGCUGCAUCUGAUCACAAGCAAUCAAUCCUGAAAGCCGCUACUGAUCAGAUUUAAUGUUAUAACUAAAAAAAGGUAACAGUCCAUCCAUUUUACCAAGUGUCUGGAUGCCUGGUAAAUUUCACAAGGCCUUUUCCGGAAAUUGUCAAACAAUUGACUCAACAUGGACUUUGCUGUGGCAGUUGUCUCCUACCUACCACCUGCCUUCCAUUGCUUACCUCAGGCUUCAGACUGUGUGCACUGGCACAAAAUAGCUGAAAAUAAGAUGGAUACCUGUUGACAAUAAUAUAGCCUGCUACAAGAAUGUCCUUAACAAAGACAUCAUUUCUGCAGAAAAAGUACCUGUUUAAUUGAGUUAGUAAGUGCAGAGGAUAAUGGUGAACUAUUCUGGUAAACUGUGAUGCAAUAUGUGUGAAGUGAUCAUAAAUAAUUGUUUGUUUUGUUUUUUUUUUGCUAAUGAGUGGUGAUUACAUGGUAUUUCAUUGGAUAUCUGAAAAUUUGUUGCCAGUCCCAUGUAUUGUAAUAAGUUAAAGUUUGCAUACAAUUCUGUACAAUGUUUUUGGUUUGCCAAUUCAGAAUAUUAGAUAACCUGCUAAGUUCUGUAAUUAUUUUCUGAUGCAUCAAAACCCCAACCAAGCAUAAGAUGUACUAUUGAGGUACUAUUAAACAAAUAUCCAAUAGAAAACAGGAGGGUACUACAUUUAUUUGUAUUUGUUUCCCUUUUCAGUAAUUCAUAAGGGAGCAAAGCAAGAAGGUUUAAAAUUGUGUGCUAUUCCUAUGUUUAACAAAACCACUUAUUUUUAUAAUUUAUUUCUCUAAACUUAGGUAGCUUUCUUGCCACCUGUACUCUUUGAAGGAGCACAGAUUAUUUUUUUAUUUAGUGUGGUAACAGGCCCUUCCGGCCCAACGAGUCCACGCUGCCCAUUUUAAACCCAAAUUAACCUACCCGUAUGUCUUUGCAAUGUGGGAGGAAACCCACGCAGACAUGGGAGAACGUACAGAUUAGCCAUUGAUUUCCAUGUACGCAUUCUAGGAGGGUGUGAAGAAGGAGGUGGUAGCAGAGCUGGUUCAAUUAGAAAUAAUCAGCAAACUGACCAUUUAAAGAUUUUCUUGGAGAGAGAGAGAGAGAACAGGUUAUAUUGUAAGAAAAGUAGGAUUGUUGCUAAACAGUAAGGAAUAAAACAUUCUGUGGAAUAAGACAAAGAAGUUCAAAUGCAGUAUAGUGGUUUGAUAGGGCUAUUACUGAGAUAGCUGCAAACUGGACAGGAUUGGUAAUUAAAUAUUUCAAGAUGUGGCUUUGGUCUUUUUUUCCUCUUUCCACUUCCAAUCUUAUUGACCCAAAUUACUCAAAACACUAGUAAAGGUGUAGGGAGGGGAAAGAAGUCAGUAGAAACUCAGGUUAUAAAUAUUGGAAAGAAAGAAUUUGAAAUACCUACUGAUUUCUAGAUAGUACCAAUGCAGUGGCAGAAUAGUUCUGAGAUUAGAACGGCAUGUAGUAAAAGCAGAGUUGUUUUUAGUUGAUGACGAUACCAUGGUGAAAAGGGUGACAAAUUUACUACCUUUCAACUGCGCUUACUGUAUUCAAAAUAAUCAUCUGGAAUAAUAUUUUGAUCUAACAAGACAGCAGCUUUACUAGAUUUGGAAAUGUGCCAAUUCUUGUAAUUGAUCUAUAAUGGAAUUAUUUUGAAAAGGUG
This is a messenger RNA of Pristis pectinata (smalltooth sawfish), 4375 nucleotides long. It is a transcript of the gene raf1b, whose product is annotated as Raf-1 proto-oncogene, serine/threonine kinase b. Gene Ontology annotation, biological process: protein phosphorylation; signal transduction. Gene Ontology annotation, molecular function: protein kinase activity; ATP binding. Lineage: Eukaryota; Metazoa; Chordata; Chondrichthyes; Rhinopristiformes; Pristidae. The coding region runs from base 586 to 2607 and encodes 673 amino acids. The transcript has 17 exons. The record is from RefSeq and is a predicted model, not a curated record. Gene Ontology annotation, cellular component: plasma membrane; mitochondrion; cytosol.